This is a messenger RNA of Lactuca saligna, 300 nucleotides long. Lineage: Eukaryota; Viridiplantae; Streptophyta; Magnoliopsida; Asterales; Asteraceae. The record is from the annotation of a GenBank genome assembly.
AUGAUCGAUUUUGUGCGGUUAGAAGAUCUUAUGGACCGCAUUCUUCUGGACAUUGGCUAUUGGAACCACAUGGGUUUGCCUGUUCAGAAAUCAUCCAUUACUAUUAUGGAUGUUACGGACGUGCCCCAACAAGAAGGGAUGUUUGGAGAGUGCGAUUUCUUUAUGUUGAUGUACAUGGAGCAACUUGUUUCAGGUCGACCGAUUGGUAUAUCGACGACACCGGCUAUUGAGGCUACUCAGUUUCGCAAUAGGAUGGGCAUGAUAUAUUAUGGAUCUUCUAUGAAUGCGAUUUUUAGUUAG